CAGCCUGGCUAAAAUGGAGAACCCUUACAGGUGUGUUGUGUGAUGCCAAAAUGCCCAUUCGGCUGAAGGGCAAAGUCUACAAAACGGCAGUAAGACCAGCCAUGAUGUAUGGUAGCGAGUGCUGGGCCGUCAAAAAGCAGCAUGAACAAAAGAUGCACACGACUGAAAUGAGAAUGCUACGGUGGGCAGCCGGAGUAACAAGAUUGGACAGAGUGCGGAAUGAAUAUAUCCGAGGUUCUUUUAAAGUUGCUCCCAUAGUGGAUAAGAUGGUGGAAAGUCGUAUGCGAUGGUACGGUCAUGUAAUGCGACGGGACGAAAACAACGCUGUAAAGAAGGCCCUGGCUAUCCCGGAUAAAAAGAGAGGUAGAGGGCGACCGCCCGCCACGUGGUGGACAACCGUUGCUAAUGAUCUAGAACGAGCUCAACUGGACAAGCAGACAACCCAAGACCGACUGUCUUGGCGCCGUAAAACGAGGAGGGCCGACCCCAAAUAAAGGGAUAAGGCACGGCAGAAGAAG
This is a messenger RNA of Cydia amplana, 518 nucleotides long. RefSeq lists its product as uncharacterized. NCBI's taxonomy places the organism in Eukaryota, Metazoa, Arthropoda, Insecta, Lepidoptera, Tortricidae. The record is from RefSeq and is a predicted model, not a curated record. The transcript has a single exon. The coding region runs from base 51 to 494 and encodes 147 amino acids.